This is a messenger RNA of Anguilla anguilla (European eel), 1052 nucleotides long. Its product is annotated as AN1-type zinc finger protein 3-like. NCBI's taxonomy places the organism in Eukaryota, Metazoa, Chordata, Actinopteri, Anguilliformes, Anguillidae. The coding region runs from base 268 to 960 and encodes 230 amino acids. The transcript is spliced from 6 exons. Gene Ontology annotation, molecular function: DNA binding; zinc ion binding. The record is from RefSeq and is a predicted model, not a curated record.
UCCAGCUGAUCGGCCUUGGCUCCGGGUGCGGACCCUCGGAUUGUCCGCGGCCGUUUUCUCACAAAAAUUGUGUUGUCUGUUUCAUCUUUGUUGUGGCGGCCGCUCGUGUCGGCAAAGCACGCCAACCUGUCUAUUUAUUUGGACAAAGGAGUACCGAGGAAAGUGGAUUUUCUCAGCCCGUAGCUGGUCGAGGAACCUCCUCAUAUUGAACAGGCCGCAUCUCCAUCCCCGGUCUCACCUAUUUGGACCUACCGACUCUUUGGAACUAUGGGGGACACAGGCAGUGAACGCAGCAAGCCGCCCAGCAUACCUCCCCGCUGUCCCUGUGGAUUCUGGGGGUCCAGCAAAACCAUGAACCUCUGCUCCAAAUGUUUUGCUGACAUUCAGAAAAAGCAGGCAGACGAGGACUGCGCCCCCGGACCCUCCCCCAGCACUAGCGGCAGCCAAUCGGCGGCCUUCUGUAGCGAUAUGAGCAGCAGCAGUAGCCAAUCUCUGUCGUCGACGCCUGUCAGUUCGGAGGAGCCGUCGUCAAAGGACACAGGAGCCACUUGUUCCACUACUCCGCAGGGAGCUUCCAGCACAGACACAGUCCACAGCGCACUGUCCACGCCCACAAAACGCUCCUGUGACUCGGCCUCGGGGUCGGACAGCGAGGCCUCGCCGGAGAAGCGGUCGAAGCCCGACGACGACGACCCGGUCGCCGAGGAGACGCGCGGCGGCCCCAAGCAGAGGAACCGCCGGCGCUGCCACCGCUGCCAAACCAAGCUGGAGCUGGUGCAGCAGGAGCUGGGGUCCUGCCGCUGCGGUUAUGUGUUCUGCUUGCUGCACCGCCUCCCCGAGCAGCAUGACUGCCUGUUUGACCACCUGGGGCGGGGCCGCGAGGAGGCCGUCAUGAAGAUGGUCAAGCUGGACCGCAAGGUGGGCCGCUCCUGCCAGCGAAUCGGAGAGGAGUGCUCCUGAGCCCCGCCCCCCGACGCCACCUGGAGACGAGAGAGGAGAGUGGGAGAGAGAGAGAGAGAAAGAAAGAAAGAGAGAGCGAGAGCGUGAGAGAA